AUGGUGAAUGUGAAGAAAGGUGUAUUGGUACGUUGUGAUCCUGCAAUGCGUCAAUUGCUAGUGUAUCUCGAUGAGUCUCGUACGUUAGGAUCAAAGUUUGUGGUGAAAGAGCUGGACGAAACACAUAUUUUGGUCGACAAAGAAAUUGUACCAAUUCUUGAACAGAAACUUGAUCAAAUGAUGGAAUCACUCUCACCUGAUCUUACCGACAAAUAA
Brugia pahangi is the source of this 216-nucleotide messenger RNA. The record is from the annotation of a GenBank genome assembly. NCBI's taxonomy places the organism in Eukaryota, Metazoa, Nematoda, Chromadorea, Rhabditida, Onchocercidae.